Molecule: messenger RNA, 1017 nt
Organism: Empidonax traillii (willow flycatcher)
Lineage: Eukaryota; Metazoa; Chordata; Aves; Passeriformes; Tyrannidae
Product: E3 ubiquitin-protein ligase Topors-like
Exons: 1
Coding region: 1-1017 (338 amino acids)
Biological process (GO): protein monoubiquitination; protein polyubiquitination
Molecular function (GO): ubiquitin protein ligase activity
Source: RefSeq, a predicted model, not a curated record
AUGGCCGAGGAGACAGAUUGGAGCUGUCCCAUCUGCCGUGACAUUGAAGGAGAGAUCGCUUCUGUAAUGCCCUGUCUCCACCUGUUCUGCCUGGGCUGCAUUGUGCGCUGGGCAAAGAAGAAGCCCUCGUGCCCCCUUUGCAGGCAGACUAUCCACACUAUCCUCUACUCUAUGCGGUCAGAGGAAGACUUUUUAGAAAUAGUUCUUCAACGCCCCCCAGAUCCAGUGGCUGCUGCCCAUGAGGAUGAGGAGGCGGCCACGGAGGAGGAGGAGGAGGAGGAGCAAGUGCCUACUUACGUAGCUGGCUUCCCUUCGGACCUCUGGGCAAGAUUUUUCCAAGAGUCCUCAGAAAUCCUUGAGCCUCUGCUGCCCUGGCUGAACGAAGAGGUGUCAGUGUUGUUCAGUACCCACUGGUGGGAGGAGGCUCUGGCAGAGAGCACCAUCAUAGCAAAUCUGUGCCGCUAUGGCCUGAAUGAGGAGGUCUUGGUGCGGGAGCUGCAGCCCUUGCUGGAAGAGCACACUGAGACUUUUGUGCGCCAGCUCAUUGAUGUUGCCGCUGAGAGGUGCAGUGAUCAGAUCCUGCGGCACAUGGGCCUCCUGGACUCCCCCAGUGAUGAGGAGCAGGAGGACAGCCCCCCAGGCAGCCCUGGAGCCUCUGCCUCUCGCGAGAGGACUCCCAGCCCCAGCCUGGCCUUCUCCUGUAGCCCAGCAGUUUCCAGUGCGGAGGAGGACACCAGCACGUUGGAAGACACUCUCCGUGGAAGUCCUGGACACUCUCCAUCUCCACCUGUCCCUGCAGAGCAGGAGCAGUCCCAGGACGAGGCAGCAGCAGUAGCAGGUCCCUCUGGCCAGGUCUGCACCUCUGCUCCUGGCCAGGACAGGGACUGCUUGCCUGGGGGGUCCCGGCACCCCCGGAAGAGGAGGGCCUCUGGCCCUCAGGACCCUCCCCAGCCCUGCAAGAGGCCAUCCCGCCAUCAGCAGAAGCCCCCAACCCCUGCUUCAAAAAAAAAGAAAUAA